AUGCAUAUGUAUAGUGUUGAAAAGGACCAUGCCUUCUACAUUGUCGAUCUCGAGAAUCGAACUUGUGAUUGUGCUCAGUUCGAGCUGGACGAUAUUCCAUGUCGUCAUGCUUGUGCCGCUAUUAGGCGUGCAGGUUUGCAAGUGACUGACUUUGUUGGGAAAUAUUUCAAACAAUCCAUUUUGUUGGCCACAUACAUGCCUCGUAUUGCGCCCGUGCCACAUCCUAUAUACUGGAAUGUGCCAGAGUCGAUAUCAACAUAUAUUGUGAAAUCCUCGGAUAUCACACGUCAUGCAGGGCGGCCGAAGAUGAGUAGGGCUCGCUCGGCUGUUGAGGGUUCGUCCAACUCGCGAUCUCAGGUGUGCUCACGUUGCAAAGGUCGAGGUCACAACGCCCUAAGAUGCAAAGCGCCACUUGCAUUGGACUUGAAUGUGGCAUUGGAUGAGAACGAGAGCGUCGAGCCACCACCUGAUUAG
Molecule: messenger RNA, 474 nt
Organism: Salvia miltiorrhiza (redroot sage)
Lineage: Eukaryota; Viridiplantae; Streptophyta; Magnoliopsida; Lamiales; Lamiaceae
Exons: 2
Coding region: 1-474 (157 amino acids)
Molecular function (GO): zinc ion binding
Source: RefSeq, a predicted model, not a curated record